AAGAGAGCACUCUAUACCUUCACUGUUCUUCAAUGGCGCUCGCGCCUCCAUGCCUUCGUCUUCCUCGCUGCGAAGCGAAGCCUUUGGAUCCCAAGACCGAGGUCAUCAGACAACGCCUCCUCCGCAACGGCGUGGAACCGACGCCCAAGAUCCUCCACACCCUCCGCAAGAAGGAGCUCCAGAAAUCCCGCCGAAAAGCUAAGAAACAAGCCCUGAACGCCGAAUCUCCCAGACUCUCUGAUGUUCAGAAGCAAAUGCUUGAAGACGAGGCUCGGUUCCGUGCCGCCCGCUCAGAAUACGGGGCUUUCAAGACGGACAUGGAGAAGAGGCGGGAAGGAGCUAUGGUGAUGUCUGGUAGACCGUGGGAGAGGUUGAAGGCUGUUGAUUUGAGAGGGAUUUGGAGAUUUGGUGAGGAGGAUUUAGGUGAUGGGAGGCUGAAAGGGGAGCACUUGGUGGAGCUGAGGGAGAUGCUGGAGAAGAGGAAUGGAGAUGAAUAUGAGUGGUUGUUGGAUGAUGAUGUUGAGGAAGCUAGUGGGGAUGAAAGGGUGAUGGAAUGGAAAAAAUCUUCACCCAAUGGUUUGGUGGGGGAUGCGGAGAAGAUCAAAUGGCUGAUAGAAAGGCUGACCAAGAUGGACUUAAAUAUGAAAGAUUGGAAAUUUCCAAGGCUGAUGAAACAGUCAGGAUUGUAUUUUUCAGAAGAUAAUCUUCUCAGAUUACUUGAAGGUUUUGAAGUUCUUGGAAAUUGGAGGCAUGCAUUGUCAGUUGUAAAAUGGGUUUACAAUGAAAAUAAGUACAGAUAUCAAAAAAGCAGAUAUGUGUAUACAAAGCUUUUGGCAAUUCUUGGUAAGGGGAGAAGUCCAAGUGAAGCUCUUCGUGUUUUUAAUAUUAUGCGAGAUGAUAGUUAUCUGUAUCCCGAUAUGGCAGCAUUCCAUGCCAUUGCUGUUAGCUUGGGCCAAGCUGGUUUGGUGAAAGAGCUGAUCAGCAUUAUUGAAUGCAUGAGGCAAAAACCUUCCAAAAAAAUUAAGAUUAUGAAGUUCAAAGACUGGGGCCCAUGUUUGGAACCUGACAUUGUCAUAUUCAAUGCUUUGCUCAAUGCCUGUGUUCCAACCCAUCAGUGGAAAGGUGUAUUCUGGAUUUUUAAGCAAAUCAGGAGUAUGGGUCUAAAACCAAAUGGAGCAACUUAUGGAUUAGCUAUGGAGGUGAUGCUGAACUCGAGGAAAUAUGACUUGGUCCAUUAUUUUUUUGAAAAAAUGCAAAAGAAUGGUCUGGCAACAAAGGCAUUAACUUAUAGAGUUCUUGUGAGAGCCUUCUGGGAGGAGGGCAAAGUUGAUGAAGCCAUCAAAGCAGUGAGGGAUAUGGAAAAACGAGGAGUUGUUGGAGUAGCUAGUGUAUAUUAUGAGUUAGCGUGUUGCUUGUGUAACAAAGGGAGAUGUCAGGAAGCCAUCAUGGAGGUUGAAAAGCUAGGAAGGCUUCCUUACGCUAAGCCAUUGGAAGUGACAUUCACUGGCUUGAUUCUGUCUGCUAUGAAUGGCGGAUACAUCAGUGAUUGUAUCUCAAUUUUUGAGCGUAUGAAUCAUCUCUGCACUCCUAAUAUCGGAACCAUUAAUGCCAUGUUGAAAGCUUAUGGGCGCGGUGACAUGUUUACUGAAGCAAAAGAGUUGUUUGAGUCCAUUGAAAAGAAUGUUUCUGGUUUGGAAACUGCUGGCUAUGUGUCAUUUAAGCCAGAUGAAUAUACAUACAGCUCGAUGCUUGAGAUAUCUGCAUCUGCCCACCAAUGGGAGUAUUUUGAGUAUGUGUACAGGGAGAUGGCUCUCUAUGGCUACCAGCUUGAUCUAAAAAAAAAUGCGGGCCUAUUGGUUGGAGCCUCCAGAGCUGGAAAGUGGCAUCUUCUGGAGCAUGCAUUUGACACUGUGCUAGAAUCAGGAGAAAUUCCUCAUAUUUCUUUCUUCAUUGAAUUGAUAUGUCAGACCAUUGCGCAUCAAAACUUUCAGAAAACUGUUGUUCUUAUCAACAGCAUGGCUCAUGCUUCAAUGCAAGUUGAUGAAAAUCAAUGGUUCAACCUCUUCCAGAUAAACAAGGAUCGACUCAGCACUGAGACAUUGUCAAACCUGCUCGACAAUCUCAAUGAAAGUGACCUUGUGAUGGAAGAUCCUGUUCCUAAUUUCUUAAAAGCUCUGCAGUCCAUCACUGAACCGCCACUAGAAAACACCUCUCGUAACUCAAAUUCAAGUUAUGAUUCAGCAUAUAACUUGCUUGCUGAUCCACCAGAAGAGAAUUUGAAGAGUUUUGAGAAGAAGCCACCUAAUUUUUCUCAGAGAGCAACGGAAAAGAAUGACGAUCUGGAGUCUUGUUUAAUCACACUCCAUGAAGAAUCAGACAAUAAGAUUGAUUCCAGCUUGCCCCCUGGAACUGAUGACAAAAUUUUGGAAUCAAUUCUGUGUGACAGCUCGGAUGAAUCUGAUACAGAGAUCGACAGAAAUUUGUUGUCUCAUAAACAUUCUCAUUUCUCAGAUUUGCCAACAGGUUCAGAGAUCCUAGAAAUAUGGAGGGAGGACAGUGAACGAUGACGGCUUUUCCUUUCAAUACUGAAUACGAAUAUCGGUAUUUGUCACCCUUUAGAAGGCUGGAAUAACAAUGCUGUUUCGGCUCAUUUAUUUGGCAUUCAAAUUAAUUGAUCUCUCAAGUCGAUAUUUUGGGUUGUUUGGUAUUGUCAUUGUGUUCAUCUCCUUGCCGAUGUACUGAAAGAUAACAAUAAAUGACUAGGUUUUGAUA
Messenger RNA from Dioscorea cayenensis subsp. rotundata (Guinea yam), 2772 nucleotides. RefSeq names its product pentatricopeptide repeat-containing protein At5g67570, chloroplastic. The coding region runs from base 33 to 2567 and encodes 844 amino acids. Gene Ontology annotation, cellular component: chloroplast. The record is from RefSeq and is a predicted model, not a curated record. The transcript is spliced from 9 exons. NCBI's taxonomy places the organism in Eukaryota, Viridiplantae, Streptophyta, Magnoliopsida, Dioscoreales, Dioscoreaceae. Gene Ontology annotation, biological process: chloroplast organization. Gene Ontology annotation, molecular function: protein binding.